CCAUUUAAAUAAGCUUCUUCUCUCGUGGGGUGUCGGGCGAACACAAACGGGUUCAACCGGAUGAUCACCAACGGGUUCAACCCGCUGAACACAAACGGUUGAACCAGCUGAGCCAAGUUUGUGAAGUAGUUAGCCGUCGAGCUAACUAGCCCCCCCAAAGCUAACCAAAGCUAACUACUUUUUUACAUUUUUUUUAAAUACUCGCGCAGAUUUAAAAAGUUUUCUCCCCACCUGAAAAUAAAGUCAUGCCGCGCCCCCGGAGGGUCCCGUCGUCUCCCAGCAGCGCGCCAGCGGCCCCCCAAACACUCUUUUCUUGGUAGUUUUUAAAGGAAUUCUCGACGCUCCAACUUUGAUUUGUGUGUGUUUGUUAGUGGAGGAAUGCUGCAGAGUUAACUUCGCUCUCACGGAGUUCAGCUCGCAGUUUAAUGUCACCGGAGAGCGUUUUAUAUAUAAAUAAAGUAUCGGGCUCUGGUUGGUGUUUUUACAUUAAUCGGAGGUCUUUUUCUCCCCCUGUUUGGGGUCAAACUGCGGCUCUGAGCCGACUCCGGUUCUUCCACACAGUCUAAACGGUAAUAGUGUAUAAUAAGUGAAUGUUGAGGAAUACCAGGAGGCGGGAUGGUAUCGCGCAUAAAGCCCGUUCAUGUCCGUGGUUCGGCGGUGUGACUGAAGGCCAUUAGCGAGACAAAGGUCGCCUCCAUGGAGCCAGAACGGGAGUCUUUGUAGAGCGGAGGGGGGGUCUAGAGACGCCCAGGGUGGGGAGGAAAACAGCCGAAUUCAGCGGUUUUAUGGACGAAACCUGAGCCGGGGAUUCUCUUUUUUCUUUUUUUUCUUUUUUAAAACCACAAACAAAGUCUUUUUAUAUUGAUGAUGGCGGAUUUUGUUACACCGCGACACAGCGCGGUGAUGGAGAGGCUCCGCCGGAGGAUCGAGCUCUUCCGGCAGCAUCACAACAGCUGCGAGAGCCGCUACGAGAGCGCGACGCUGGAGCGGCUGGAGCUGGAGAGGCAGCAGACCUUCGCCCUGCACCAGCGCUGCCUGCAGGCCAAGGCCAAGCGGUCCAGCAAGCACCGGCAGCCGCAGGCCGGUGGGGACCAGGCCGGGCCCAGAGCGCCGGGUGGAGGGGGAGGAGGAGGUGGAGAGCUCGGGGAGAGCGGAGGGACGACGGCAGAGCAGAGCCGGAACAGCACCCUGAUAGCGCUGCAGGAGACGGUGAAGAGGAAGCUGGAGAGCGCCGGUUCUCCGCUGGGCAGAGAUCAGGUCAACGGCUUCGGCGACGGCUUCCCCCCCAACAAGAAGGCCUGUCUGGACAACGGCACGGCCAACGGCUCCCCGCUGGACUCCAAGCUGGGCAUCGGCGACUCCCUGAACUCUAACGGGACCCACGGGCCCACCGGAGAGUCGGCGGACGGCGUCUGCCGGGAGCCGGGUUCGGACUUCCACCGCAAGGAGAUGAAGCAGGAGCCUGACGACAUCCUGCCCAUCAUGCCGCCGUCGGGAGGAGGCAACAACAGCCUGUUCCCCGACCUCAACCUCAACGAGCAGGAGUGGACGGAGCUGAUGGAGGAGCUGAACUGCUCGGUGGCCUACGAGGACAUCCAGGACAUUCUCAACGAUGGCUUCGAAGAGGACCGCAAAGACUCUCUGGUGACUCCCGGUGGAGCCGGGGCGGUAGGAGGAGCGGGUGGAGGUGGUGGAGGAGGCCAGUCGUCCCAGGGUCUGCUUCCUCCAGAUCUGGCCAACGUCAAGACGGAGUUCUCGCCGUCCUCCGUGGCUUUCGAGCAAGACUCUCGCACCGGCUCCCCGCACGUCAGGUCCGCCUCCUCCGGGCCGCCUCCUCACACCACCAGCUCCCCCGUCGCCUCGUCCCCGGCUCUGCCCCCGUCCCAGCCGGCUCCUCCACCCAGGCAGCUUCAGCCUCCGCCCAGUCACCUCCACCCUCCGGGUCCCCCGGUUCCCAAAGACCUGUCCCCGGCCCAGCAGCUCCAGCAGCUGGCUGCCCAGCAGCAGCGAGCCCAGCACCUCCACGGUCAGUUGCUCAAACAGCCGCAGCCGGGAGCCAAGUUCCACAACCAGGGGCCCCGCGCCCACCCGCCGCCUUGGCCCCAGAUGGCCAACGCCUCCCAGAGCCCACUAGGGGGCGCGUUUGGCAUGGACAAGCCCACGAGCCCCUCCCUGUACCCACAGGACUUCAACCCCAACACUCAGAAACAGCUGCUGAUGCCCGGUCCGCCCAACAAAGGCCCCCCCAAGGCGGGGCCCGGCGGCUACAUGCCGGGGCCCCCCGGUCACCCCAACAUGAUGGGCCACCCGGCGUCGGGGCCACCCCUCAGCCACCCGCCGGGGGCUCAGGCCUCGGCCGCCAUGCUGAACUACAACAACACCAAACCUCUGUCGCACUUCGAGGCGGGCCCCGGGCAGCCGCGGCUCCCCAACCAGAACAAGGCGGCGCUGCUCACGCUGCUCCGGCAGCAGCAGCAGAUCAAACAGAAGAACAGCAUGAGCUUCCGGCAGCACGUCCCGCACACGCAGGACCAGAACCCUUACCCUGUUCCUCCACACGGCCCGGGCCCUGCCAACGCCAUGGCCUCCGUGCCCGGAAGCAACGCCAUGACGGCCCAGCCGGGGGCCAACGCCAUGGCGGCUAACCACGGUAACGCAGCUUACCUGAGUAGCCAGGCGGUGGUGGCGGCUGCGCUUAAACAACAACAACAACAACAGCAGCAGCAGCAGCAGCAGCAUCAGCAGAUCCUGGAGCAGCAGAAGCAGCAGUACAUGCAGAGACAGCAGCUGAUGGCUGAACAGGAGAAGCAGCGGCAGCAGGACCAGCAGCUGCAGAGACACCUGACCCGACCGCCCCCGCAGUACCAGGACCAGCCGGGGCAACCGGCCAAUCAGAACCCUUUCCCACAGCCGCCAGUCAACCAGUUUACAGCUUCCUCUCAGCCAAUGGGUGGCGUCGGCUCCAUGGGAGGCCCCGCCCCCGUCUCUCAGCGCAUGUUCCCCCAGAACCAAGGCAUGAUGGGUAUGACAGGUGGUGUAGCUCCGCCCUCGACGGGGAGCCAGGGCGACAUCGGUCUAUCGUCCUGCGGAGGGGGCGGGGCCGGUGUGGACGUGCAGCAGGUGCUCUACAACAAUAUGAACCUUCACCCGCCUCACCCGCCCCAGCAGGCCGGCCUGCAGCGCCAGCCUCUGGGCGCCAUGAGCGCCGCCUACAGGCAGAACCUUCUGGCUCAGCAGCACCUGAAGUCGCAGCCCAACGCCGCCAUGUUGAAGCAGCAGCAACAGCAGCUGGUCGCCGCCGCCCGCAUGCCGGUCUCCAUGCAGAACAGCAUGGCGGCCAACAUGCCCGGCGGCAUGCAGGGCGCCCAGAGCGCCGCCUGGCAGCAGCAGCUGGCCAACCAGCAGCUGGCCAACCAGCCGCCCUCGGGCAACGCGGGCCUGCCCCCCAACGCCUUCAACAACCCGCCCAAUGCCUUCCACAUGCAGCAGCAGUCUCGCAUUCCCAAGAUGCCGCCUGGCGCCGCGCCCUUUGGCACCAACCCCGGCGGGCGCCCGAUGGGAGGCCUGAACCCCGCGCAGCAGAUGAUGCAGACGAACAUGGCCGCCGCCCAGCAGAGGGCACCACCCAACCCCCAGAGCCUCGGCCCGCCGAUGGCCGCCCAGCAGCAGACUCAGCAACAGCAGGCCAAUCAGAACCAGGCCGUCCUCCCCGACCUGGCGGCGUUCGGACCGCCCCAGGGCAACGGCCGCCAGGGGCUGCAGUGCAACCAGGGCUACCAGGUGAGCAGGACCGCCAGUCAGCAGCAGCAGCAGGUGUCGUUCGGGUACAACGUGGCGUCGGGGAGCUUCGCCGGGGAGAGCGAGCUGGUCGACUCGCUGCUGAAGGGUCAGAGCACCCAGGAGUGGAUGGCCGACCUGGACGAACUACUCGCCGGCCACCACUAGUCCCCCGCGCACCUGUCUGCACCUGGACCCUGCUGAGCCGAGAGGCUGCGCCCGCAGCACGAGGCCCCCGGAGACGUUCUUUUGCAAACGGCCAUGUUGGAAAAAAGACCCAGACGGGAGGUCGUCGCGGUCGCAUUAGUCGCCCGGCUGAUAAAGUCUGAGCUCUAAAGAUGUAUAAAACACACCUGGCUGGCAGGUAACGUAAUGCAAGUUGUCGAUAUCGGUUUGCUUGUCCUGAUAUAUUUUUA
Cyclopterus lumpus (lumpfish) is the source of this 4193-nucleotide messenger RNA. RefSeq names its product mastermind-like transcriptional coactivator 1 (gene maml1). NCBI's taxonomy places the organism in Eukaryota, Metazoa, Chordata, Actinopteri, Perciformes, Cyclopteridae. Gene Ontology annotation, cellular component: nuclear speck; nucleoplasm. Gene Ontology annotation, molecular function: transcription coactivator activity. Gene Ontology annotation, biological process: Notch signaling pathway; positive regulation of transcription of Notch receptor target. The record is from RefSeq and is a predicted model, not a curated record. The coding region runs from base 865 to 3945 and encodes 1026 amino acids. The transcript has 5 exons.